AGCCAGAAGCUCUUGUGUGCAGCUUAAUACGCCUAACUCAGCCGUUCCUAUUCAUAGCUUAUGUGUGCUGAGCCACAGAGCCUUGGUGAGGACACAAUUCUCAGACGUCUGUCGACGAAUAAAGCCGGCUGUUAGUUCGUGUAAUGUGGGACAGAGCUCCGCCGUCUGUUUACGUGCAGUGUGGCGCAGUGCUCACGCUCACAGUGGCCGGCUUUUUGUUGAUUCGGAAAUGGAUUGCUGGUGGCAUGUGCACAAGUCAAGCUCGCCUUGACGGAAAAACUGUAUUGAUUACUGGAGCCAACACUGGCAUUGGCAAAGCAACAGCACAGGAUAUGGCUCGCCGAGGGGCUCGGGUGGUGAUGGCCUGCCGGGACAUGAGACGGGCUGAAAUCGCUGCGCAAGAGAUACGGCGAGCCACAGAAAAUGGAAAUGUGGUCAUCCGACACCUGAAUCUAGCCUCCCUUUAUUCCAUUCACGAGUUUUCCAAAGAAUUUAUAGCCACAGAGGAACGGCUGGAUAUUCUCAUCAACAAUGCAGGUGUAAUGAUGUGCCCCAAGUGGAUCACAGAGGACGGCUUUGAGGCACAGCUAGCUGUCAAUCACCUGGGCCAUUUCUUACUUACCAAUCUUCUGUUGGGAAUUCUCAAGAGCUCUGCCCCAAGUCGUGUGGUGAAUGUGUCCAGUAUUGCACAUGUUGGCGGAAAGAUUCAUAUCGAUGAUCUAUUUUUUGACAAGAGGCAAUACAACUCUCUGGAUAGCUAUAGGCAGAGUAAGCUGGCCAAUGUGCUGUUCUCCAGACAACUUGCUCAGCGGAUGAAAGGUACUGGGGUGGCCUCCUACAGCUUGCACCCUGGAGUGAUCCAUACGGAGUUGAGCCGACAUGUGAAGUCUAAGUACCCCCUGCUAAGUUCUGUACUCACACUCUUUUCCUUCCUGCUGAUGAAGACGCCCUGGCAGGGAGCGCAGACUUCCAUCUACUGUGCUGUGACAGAGGGUCUGGGGGACAAGUCUGGAUGCUAUUUCAGUGACUGUGCUGAGAAGGAGCCUGGCCCAGAAGCUAAAGACGAUGAGCUGGCACAGAAGUUGUGGGAUGAAAGUGCUCGACUGGUGGGUUUGACUACAGUGCAGUAGUCCAUCUACACCUGCUAACAAUUCUGCAAAGAUAUGCAAUGGUUUCCUCAUAAAAUCAAACUGUAUGGAUUCUAUCUGGUACCACUGCUGCACAAUACAUGUAGACAACAGUGCCUACUUCAACCUCAUGAAUAGUACCACACAAUUAUACUUGUUUCUUGAUUAAUCCCCUCAAAUUGCAACCACAGUGCAAUUUGCAUUCAAAAUUUCAUUGCUUACACAUGAUUAUUCAUUCAGAAUCUUAGGUUGUAUUUCUUUUGUUGUGUUCCUGUUCCAACUUUAUUUUUAGGUUUAUGAAACUUCUGUAAUGUAACGCAGUAAAAAGAUUUCUAUCUAUACACACAUUAUGAUGUCCAUAUACAGUAGGGUUCAUACAUGUACACAGUAAAGAUAUGUACAGUAUAAUGUGUAUAUUUAUACGUUAUAUCUCGUAAUUCUUUGACAGAGACUGUAAGUCUGGACACCACCAAAAAUUCAAUUCAAUUCAAUUCAAUUCAAGUUUAUUUGUAUAGCGCUUUUUACAAUAGACAUUGUCUCAAAGCAGCUUUACAGAACAUAAACACAGAGCAGAAGGUAAACAUAAUAAUAAAAAAAAAGCAUUCAAAAAACUUUUGGCCUCCCCAAAAUGAUCCAUCUGAUUGUUCCUGCUGGAAAUCUGGCAAACAAUUUACAUAAACGAUAUGGUGUACACACUAAAUUUAUUAUAGAGAGAAUGUGCUACUGAGAAUUUUUUAAUACAACUUUUUAACCAAACCUUCUAUUUAAUUGCACCACCUUUUGCAAUAUCUUGUGUGAUGGCCUUACAGUAGUUGAGUGACUUCCUGUUUUAUAGUUGUGUAAAUCACUUCUUACCCCUAGAUGGAAGCAAAGUAAGGCAAAGGCUACAAGACAAAAUAAAAACUUUGUAUCAAGUUUUGGUCUGGUUUAUUUGUGUGUGUGUGUGUGUGUGUGUGUGUGUGUGUGUGUGUGUGUG
This is a messenger RNA of Tachysurus fulvidraco (yellow catfish), 2103 nucleotides long. RefSeq names its product retinol dehydrogenase 13 (gene crdhl). The record is from RefSeq and is a predicted model, not a curated record. NCBI's taxonomy places the organism in Eukaryota, Metazoa, Chordata, Actinopteri, Siluriformes, Bagridae. The transcript has 7 exons. Bases 144 to 1130 code for a protein of 328 amino acids.